CUCAUUCAUGUGUAACAUUUGUCUAUGUGGCAGCCARAACUUUGCUAUUUUGAGGCAAAAUAACGAUCAUGGACGAUGAAGAUGCCAUYAAAGAGAGCGUAGGAAACCUUCGUGAUGCUAUUUUGCUCGGAAGAUCUGAUAUUGUCCGCAGUAUUCUUGCYACAGCCGCCGAGUUCAGAGAAGAAGGUGAACUGUUUGGAGAUGAUGAUGAAAAUGAUCCAUUAGCAAGGCAGAGAUAUUUUGAGGAAUAUAAUGACCCUUACGACAUCCUCAAAGUCAUGUUAAACUAUGUUGAUAGUGAUGCUGGAACUUGUUUACAUCUAGCAACAAAGUUGGGUUUUAGUGAUGGAGUUCGUGCAUUGCUAUCAUCUGGAGCAGACCCUACSAUAACCAACAAAGAAGGUGCUACAGCCUUUGAUUACUGCACAGACAAAAGCAUUCUUUGUAUCUACAAUGAAGAAUUACUACAGGCAGCYGCUGGUGGAAAUAUUCCAAGAGUGACAAGACUUCUCAAAUGUGGUGUUAGUGCGAAUGCUAGUGAUGGUGCAAGAAGUGAUAACAAAGUAUUACACUGGGCAGCAAGUUAUGGAACAGAUGAAAUGGUUAAACUGUUAUGUGAAAAUAAUGCUGAUGUAAAUGUUAGAAAUGCACAAGGAGCCACACCCUUACACGAUGCAGUUAACAGAGGAGAAAUUGAAAUCAUUCAAAUUCUGCUAGAGAAUGGUGGAGACCCGACUAUCAAAGCUACUCAUGGUGUUUUAAAAGGUAAAAGUCCAACCAAUUUAGCAACUGAUGAAGAAACAAAGUGUCUUUUAGCCAGAUAUACGAGCAAUUUGGGAUCAAAGAAACCAGUUGUGAAUGGAGACAUUAACACAAAUGGAAAAGACYUGUCAGAUGCAGAAUCAUUAAAUUCAAAUAUGUCUGCUGACACCACAUCUUUAAAACCCGCUUCUCCUACAGCAUCAAAGGCCARACCUUCAUUUGAAAGCACAUCCUCUAACGUGAAGAACUCCAUUUUGAAUUUAUUAUGGCCAUCACCACAACGUGUGCUGGAAAUUGAUGGUGGGAAAUAUUUUCCCCCAGAAAUUCUUCCAGUUUUUAUACACAGAUCAGCAAGAGGCAACCAGUGGACAUUAURUUCUAUGUUGGACACAUUAGAAAGUCAGUUCAAACAAGCUGGUCACUCCAUAGAAAAAUUAAUUAUAAGAGAGUAUGAUACAAGUAGUGGAGACUUUCGCCUUAUUCCUGGAUGUAUAGAGUGUAAAAUUUGUCCAAAUGUAUUCACAAGACCUGAAAGUUACAAGAUUCAUGUGACAUCAACCAAGGUGUCAUUGAUAGCCAACGAGGAAGUCUCUAUGUGGUAUGCGAUUAAUACUCUCCUUCAAUUACUGCGUUUGUUCCAAGGGAAGGGCAUCCCUCUGAUUCAGAUAAGUGACUGGCCAGACAUCAAACAUCGGGGUGUUCUACUGGACAUAUCCACCGGAAGAGUACCAAAAAUUGAAACACUGCAUUCUGUGAUCGAUGUAUUGUCAAGUAUGAAGGUUAAUCAGUUACAGCUUUACAUGCAGAAUACGUUUGCUUUUCAUGGUCAUGACAGUGUACACAGGAAUUACACACCCUUCAAACCAAGCGAUAUCAUUUCACUUGACAAAUAUUGCUGUGAUCGCUACAUUGAAUUAGUUCCACAUAUUGAGAGUUUAUCAGGAUUUCAUCAAUGGUUAAAAUUAAAACAAUAUUCACACUUAUCAGAAAUGACUAAAGAUUUGGAUACUGCCGAUGACAGAAAUUYAUUCAGUGUUUGUCCAUCAAGCCAGGACAGUAUCAACUUUGUCACUGAUCUUCAUAAACAGCUUUUUCCUUGCUUUUCUUCAUCRAGAUUUGCCAAUGUUGGAAUYGACRUCACUGAUGAAUUUGGUAAAGGAAAAUCUUAUGUCAUUGCUGAGGCAAAAGGUGAAGAUCAACUUUAUCUUGAUUAUUUUCAACAAAUGUACAAAUCCUGUCAAUCACACAGCCKGACAAUGCAGUUUUGGUCCAACUCACUACAUGACAAACCUGAAAUAAUGCAAAAGUUACCAGCUGAUGUUAUAGCAAUGGAAUAUGGUGGAGAGGUUGACUGUGAUUUUAUGAAACACUGCAAAUUGCUCUCUGACGCUGGAGUAGGUUUUUAUGUCUGUCCUGGAAGUUUGACUUGGAAUAGUGUAUGUGCCAACACUGAUUACWGUUUGACGCUUAUCAACAAUGCCGUGCAGUCAGCGGUCUCAUGYGAUGCUCUUGGAAUACUGUUAUGUGAUUGGACGCUACCUGGUCAYGUGAAUCCCAUCCAGCUGAGUAUCCCAGCAUUCCUUGCAAUGGCAGGACUUUCUUGGAAAGCAGAUACAGAAUUGGGUGUCAUUCAAUCAACUUUACCAGAGAUAGUCAGUAGACAUGCCUUCCUGGACAGUAGCGGUACCUUUGGACAAGCUAUCAUGGACUUGGGCAAAGUGCAUGAAUGGUUGGUAUGUGAUAAUACUGUGGCAAUAAAARCUACACAGGGUGUUCAUCCGAUGAAUAAUCCUUGCAAGGGGACCCUCUUGUGGAGAACUUUGUACAAUGGUAGCAACCCUGAUAUAGAGGGUGUUAGUCUUGAAUCGGUACAGCAAGCUUCUCGCCUUAUUCGUCAAUGUCAGAAGGCAUACAAUACCGCUGAACUCAAGUGCGCCCAUAGUACUGAUAUGAUAAAAGAAUUGGACGUUACUGUUGAUAUAUUGAUAUAUCUUUGUAGGACAUUUCGAAUGAUUUUAUUGGCCAAGAAACAGAACAGUCGAGUUAAGUUUAUACAGGAUUUACCGCUGAUCAAUAAGACCGACCUCGCAAACAGGUUAUUGGGACUCAUUUCUCAUUAUCAGAAAGUUUACUUAUUACGGAAUAGACAAGGUGGAUUACUAUCAGCGAAACAACAACUACAAAAGAUAUUACAGCAAUUACUUCCACAAGACAGCCAAAUACAAACAUGAGACACCAUAUAUUACCUCUACCACGUCGCUACUCACCAGUGUACGCCUACAAAUACUUUUACUUAAGGACAGGAGAUGGAAACUGAAACAUGGCAAGCCCCAGUUGACUGCCAUCCCCUAUACAACAUUUAUAAUAUACUAUAAAAUAAACAUAGACAAACAGGCASAAAGUUAAUACAUAAAUCAUAGAAAAGUAAGAACUCAAGGAAGAAUGGAAUAAUCACAACUUGACUUAAUGUGGCUGGUACUAGUCUAGCUUAGCCCUGUAUAGCCUACUGGUUUGAAACAAUCGUCGUAUAUAUGUAUUUUUAGCAUUAUUAUCAUAGUGUAUAUGGAUUUUUA
Messenger RNA from Exaiptasia diaphana, 3335 nucleotides. RefSeq lists its product as uncharacterized. Gene Ontology annotation, cellular component: membrane. The record is from RefSeq and is a predicted model, not a curated record. The transcript is spliced from 23 exons. Gene Ontology annotation, biological process: carbohydrate metabolic process; glycosaminoglycan metabolic process. Gene Ontology annotation, molecular function: protein binding; beta-N-acetylhexosaminidase activity. The coding region runs from base 69 to 2993 and encodes 974 amino acids. Lineage: Eukaryota; Metazoa; Cnidaria; Anthozoa; Actiniaria; Aiptasiidae.